AUGGCUUUGAGCUCUCGGGCGCAUGCCUUCUCCGUAGAAGCGUUGGUGGGGAGACCCAGCAAAAGAAAACUGCAAGAACCAAGAGAGGAAGUGCAGCUCGAGCUGCUGGAGAAAGAGGGCGGAAAGGUGCAGGAAGAGAGAAGGAGCGGCGCCGCGGGGAAGAAGAGAGAACAGCCUGAAAAGCGACGCAAGACAGAGUCCUCAGCAACUUUCUCAGGCAGUGGAGGCUCUGGAGGCGGCAGCGGCAGCGGCGGCAGUGGCAGCGGCGGCAGUGGCAGCAGCGGCGGCGGCGGCAGUGGUGACGGCCUUAACCUUGGUGGAAGUCUGGAAGAGAAAGAUGCUAUCCAAAUGGAGCUGCAAGGAUCCGAGCUGUGGAAGCGAUUCCACGACAUUGGGACUGAGAUGAUUAUUACCAAGGCCGGCAGGCGGAUGUUUCCCUCUGUUCGAGUCAAGGUGAAAGGGCUGGACCCAGGGAAGCAGUACUACCUAGCCAUGGAUGUGGUGCCAGUGGAUUCCAAACGCUAUAGGUAUGUGUACCACAGCUCUCAGUGGAUGGUAGCCGGGAAUACAGACCACUCCUGCAUCAUUCCCAGGUUCUAUGUUCACCCAGACUCACCCUGCUCUGGUGAGACCUGGAUGAGGCAGAUCAUCAGCUUUGAUCGUGUAAAACUCACCAAUAACGAAAUGGAUGACAAAGGCCAGAUCAUUCUGCAGUCCAUGCACAAGUACAAGCCCCGUGUGCACGUGAUGGAGCAGGACAGUAGAAUCAACCUGUUCCGGAUUCAGUCCCUGCCCACUGAAGAUGUGAAAACGUUCUCCUUUAAAGAAACAGAGUUCACUACGGUAACAGCUUACCAAAACCAGCAGAUUACCAAACUGAAAAUAGACAGGAAUCCUUUUGCUAAGGGAUUUAGAGAUCCCGGAAGAAACAGGGGUGUAUUGGAAGGGCUUUUAGAGACCUACCCAUGGAGGCCUUCUCUCACUCUGGAUUUUAAAACUUUUGGUACAGACACACAAAGUGGAAGCAGUGGCUCAUCUCCAGUGACCUCUAGUGGAGGGGCUCCCUCUCCUCUGAACUCCUUGCUUUCUCCACCUUGUACCCCACCUACGUUUCACUUACCUACAAGUUCCUUUGGAAUGCCCUGUCCGGAGAUGUACCUGCACAAUGUCAAUCUACCCCUUUGCUACAAGAUUUGUCCAACUAAUUUUUGGCGACAGCAGUCUCUUGUCUUGCCUGCUUCUGAAAACCUAGCAAGCAACAGCAAUUCUCAGUCGUUCAGCCCACUCAUGAUGGAAGUUCCCAUGUUAUCUUCCCUGGGGGUUGCCAAUUCAAAAAAUGGUUCAUCUGCAGACUUCAGUGGGCAGUGUCUACAAGCACCUAGUUCUUCCAAUCAAACGCUAUAUGGAUUACAGGCAGCUGGAAACAUUUUAUCACCAAACCCCAUUGCCCGGGAAACAGUAGACUGCUCUUUCCAUCCUUCCUUUGGCUUUUAUAGGUACAACUUCUCAGUGCCAUCUAGACUGGUAAAUGCUUCCAAACAUCUCAGAAUGAAUGACAACACUCAAGUUUCUUUUAGAGAAGGCAAAUGCAAUCAUGCUCAUUGGUAUCCAACAGUUCAUCAUUGCCUGUAA
This is a messenger RNA of Phyllostomus hastatus (greater spear-nosed bat), 1632 nucleotides long. RefSeq names its product T-box transcription factor 22 (gene TBX22). Gene Ontology annotation, biological process: regulation of transcription by RNA polymerase II; positive regulation of DNA-templated transcription; cell fate specification. Lineage: Eukaryota; Metazoa; Chordata; Mammalia; Chiroptera; Phyllostomidae. The coding region runs from base 1 to 1632 and encodes 543 amino acids. Gene Ontology annotation, cellular component: nucleus. The transcript has 8 exons. The record is from RefSeq and is a predicted model, not a curated record. Gene Ontology annotation, molecular function: RNA polymerase II cis-regulatory region sequence-specific DNA binding; DNA-binding transcription factor activity, RNA polymerase II-specific.